This is a messenger RNA of Pygocentrus nattereri (red-bellied piranha), 6047 nucleotides long. It is a transcript of the gene frs2a, whose product is annotated as fibroblast growth factor receptor substrate 2a. Bases 515 to 1981 code for a protein of 488 amino acids. The record is from RefSeq and is a predicted model, not a curated record. Gene Ontology annotation, cellular component: cell-cell junction; cytoplasm. NCBI's taxonomy places the organism in Eukaryota, Metazoa, Chordata, Actinopteri, Characiformes, Serrasalmidae. The transcript has 8 exons. Gene Ontology annotation, biological process: cell surface receptor protein tyrosine kinase signaling pathway.
GUGAACGAGUGUAACUUCACUAUAAUACAUUUGUUCGCUUUUUAAACCACAAAAUCCAGCGAUAAAGAAGCAGACAUCUGGCAUAUCAGUUUUUAGGAAGGUUUAUUUUCUCUUCACACGUGUUGAUGUGGUUUCAGGAUGGCUAAGUGGAAAAGUUUUGCUGCUGCUUGCUGGGCUGCGAGUGUGCGGACGGGAUUUUUAACCCUCAGCUCCUGUUGAUUUAUCUCCAUUAUAACUUCGUGUUUUCGGACUUAACCGCCCCGCCACAUCUCUGCUAUGGAGCAAAGUGUGCGCCUUCUGUUGCCUAGACAGCCCGAGUCUUUAUUUUGACGAGCAACGUUCAGGAUUCUUAUGAAGCAGCGCAUCCUUGAGUGUGUUUACAGGCCACUCUUCUGUCUCUGUGAAACAUACACACUGCGGGUGAGAUGGUGAGGUGUGACAGUGGUGUGUGUUGGCGAGCGGAUCAGGAUUGUUGAUGGCUGAAUUUAGGAGUCCUGUGGUAUACUGAAGGAUCAUGGGUAGCUGUUGUAGCUGUCCACAGAAAGACAACAUCCCUGAUAAUCACCACAGCAAAUUCAAGGUUAUUAAUGUGGAUGAUGAUGGAAAUGAGCUGGGUUCGGGUGUGAUGGAGCUGACAGGGGCGGAGCUUAUCCUGCACACGCGGAAACGGGAUGCGGUAAAGUGGCCAUACCUCUGCCUUCGUCGCUACGGUUACGACUCCAACCUCUUCUCCUUCGAGAGCGGCCGGCGCUGCCAGACCGGACAGGGUAUAUUUGCUUUUAAGUGUGCUCGUGCAGAAGAAAUCUUCAACAUGCUGCAGGACAUCAUGCACAACAACAGCAUCAGCGUGGUGGAGGAACCUGUACUGGAGCCAGAAUUACCUAUAAUCCCCUACAGUCCCACCACUCCUGGUUACUCGGUGCCAUCCAUAGCCAAUGGGAUGAACCGUUUCCCCUCCAUUAGUGAUGCCUCCUCGCGACCCUGUAGCAGGUUACCAUCUGUGGAGUCCACACAUCCACUGCUAAUGAAUGAUGAAAUGGUACACACAUAUGUCAACACACCUGGCUUGCAGGAGGAACGUCGUGGCUGCAGCAGUGGACAUGCCCCUUUGGAUUUCCGGCCAUCCAAUCCAGAAAGCCUAUGCUCCAUUUCCCCCAGUGAGACAGAAGCAGUGCGGCUGGUAAUGGAACUGGAGAGUGUGAAGUUUGUUUUGGGUCCGACUCCAGUGCAGAGGCAGAUGAUCCUGAAAGAGAAACAGUGUGAGCGAGAACUUUCAGAAGAACGUAAUGCCCUGUCUCCAACCGGCAAAGAAUCCGUCAAAUUUGUAAAUGGCUGCACAAAUCCAACUAUUGACCCUGACACGGGUUACGAUAGCGAUGAACGUAAAGAAGCAUCUCAUGAACAGCAGAAUGAUUUAACUUUUAGGCGUCCUCGGCCUUUGAACCCUGUUAAUCUGAUUAGCCCUGCUCCUGAUUCCCACAAUGCAAUUGGGCAACGUCGGACUGCGCUUCUAAACUACGAAAACCUUCCAGCACUUCCGCCUGUUUGGGAACUUCGCAAACCCUCCAGUGAAGGAGAUCAGGGGGCAGAGCUUAAAAGCCCCACCCUAAAUGGUUUUGACCCUGCUGACCCCCAGCACAACUACGUAAACACGGAAAACGUCACGGUACCAUUUAGCGCAAACAAACCCCGAGAAAUGAAUAUUUUCAGUUUUGACUUGCGGAGGGCGCCGGCGGGUGAAGCUUGUCGCCAGCUAAACUACAUCGAGGUGGAGAUGGAGAAAGGCUCAGACUCCAGCGGCCCCCAAACCCCCAAAACACCCACGACCCCUCUUCCCCAAACCCCCACCCACCGGACAGAGCUUUACGCCAUUAUAGACAUCGAGAGGACAGCUGCCAUGUCCAGCCUGCAGAAAGCGCAGCCACGGGACGACGGAACUGCCAGAAAAACGAGACACAACAGCACUGACUUGCCCAUGUGAUCUAAACAAACGCACUCAAACACUGUCACUGCCAUCCUGAAUCACACACCAACGCAUGUAAAUGCAUUUGGAAUGUAACCACUCCUGCCCCCAGAAGCAUAUUUGGGGCCUUUGCUAGCCAUGCUAACAUUAAAUAUUUUAAAUACAAAUAAGAACAUUUUAGAUAGUUUUCAAAAACUUAAUGACACACCAGUACUUGUAUAUGCAUUUGGAAUUAACCCUGCAAGCAAAUACUACCUGCUAGAUGUUUCGGACUCUUAGCCUAAAAUGGUAAGCUAAUCUAAAAUGCUUUUAACACAGUUCCAGUUGUUUUGUUUGUCAGUUUUCAGCUACUUUCAUCAAUCACACCAAGAUAUAGUAAACAACCCCCUACAUCCAUACAAGCAUACACUGCCUGCUAAGGUUUGAGAGCGACUUGCUAGCUUUUCAAUGCUUUUAAGCUAAGCUAGCAUAAAAUUUUUAAAUACAGGUGAUCAUGUUUCUUUGUCAGUUUUCCAGGCAGUACUAGAUCCCACACCAAUACAUACAUUUGGAAUUUAUACACACUGUAGUGGCAUACGCUGCCUGCUAAAAGAUGGAGGACUAAGUCAAGCUGUUUUUAAUACAUCUAAACAUGUUUUCUUAGGCAGCUUUUCGUAAUAGUCACUCACCGGUAACCGUAUAUGCAGUUAGAGUUAUGGUCACAACCUAGGGCUGAGAGCUGAUCCCCCAAAAAAUAGAUUCCUUGAUUCCAGGCAUUUGGGAAUCUAGAGUCUCCUAAAGUAUUCUGACUCAAUUCCAUGCAGUGAAGUUUGAGUUUGCCUCACGUUGAGUCUCAGAUUUUCUGCUGUAACUGAAGUGUAAAAUAAGGUAAAGUAUGAAGUUUGUAAAGAAAAUUGGCUCACAGUUAAACAUCACCAGUAUAUAUACCCAACUGAAGGAGUUUUCCAAGGAGUUUUCCAAGGAGAACCAGGUACACCUUAGCCUGAGUAAGCUAGCGAUACCUUUCUGAAAGUCCGUGCUAAAAUAUAAUGCAUGUUGCUUGUAUAGUAAUAUUUGGAAUUGACAAUGUUUGGAACUAACUCCAUAGAUUCCCAUCACUUUCCUGGAAUCAAACAGUCCUACACCAACCCUCUACAUUCCUACCAGCGCACAAGCCUGCACAAGUGUUUUGGAGACGUAGCCUAGCUUUUUAAAAUGCUAAGUUAACAUAACAUGUUUUAAUACAACCUUAAUAUGUUUUACUUGUCUUACUUGUUUUAAAAAUGUCACUAGACACACAUGGAUACUUGUAAAUGCAUUUAAAAUGAUAGUCUCCACUCCUGUGUAUACACUGUCUGCUAAGAGAAUAUAGACUAAGCUGGCUAAGUUAGCACACGUCGAUUUGUCAGUUUUCAAUAAUAUAAUGAAUGUCAUUUGUGUAUACAGUCAUAAUUAUAGUCACCACACUCUGCCCCCACAAUCAUCUACUGCCAGUGAAACAUUUGGGGGGACACUUAGCCUAGCUUUUUAAAAUGCUAAGCUACCAUAAAAUGUUUUAAUCCAAAUUAGUUUCUUCAAAUGUUUUCAAUCAUAUAAUUACACGCCAGUAGCUAGAUACACGUCUGGAGUUACAUCACUACCCCUGCCCCCUUGAUGCGUUCACUGCCUGAUGAAAGAUUCAGGGCUAAAAAAGUUUUUUUUUAAUGCAAAUUACCUUGUUUUCUUUGGUAGUUUUGAAUAAUGUAGACACGCAUUAAGAACUGUGUAUGCAGUUAUAGUUCUAGCCACCAACCCUCUCCAUCUGUGAACACACUGCCUGCUUGAAACGUUUGUUACACCUAGGCUAGCUUUUCAAAAUGCCUAGCUAAAUAGUUUUUCAGAGGAAAUGAGCGCCAUUUAUUACCGUGUUCCUUUAUAUCUUUACUCAAGUACGUGAGUUCAUUUGUUUUGUCAUAAUCACAAAGAUUUAUGUGUUGAUAGUAUUUUAAUCCAAGUAUGCAGGUAGUUAAUAUUGAAUGCUUUUAAACAUGGCAAACCAACAAAGAAUCAUGAUCAUUUGUAUUCAGAUAAUUUGUGGAGUUAGAUGUCUCUAGACUUAUGAAGUCUGAAUGUUACUAUUAGAGCUAGGCCUUCAGUUUGGGCCAAAAAUGUCAACGCUCAGUCAAAAAUGAGGGGAAAAACACAUCGACAAUAGUUUUCAUGAUCAAACACAGACAUUUGAAGCUUGUAACUAACAUAUAAAUUUUUUUUUUUUUCCUCGGAGCAGGCCAACAAAAGAGCACUUCCAUAGAUCUGCUGCUGUUUUCUCUUUGUAACCACUGACUGAAAUCAGUUCUAAUAAGAAAGGCCGUCCACGUUACGGCCAAGGCAGUUAAUACCAGUCCUACAAGACCAGGCUCCAAUGGGGAGAGAACAGCCCGUUUCAAAACAUUUUGAAGUCACUGAUAAAAUGUGUUCACCGCUUUUGUGAAUCUCCUCAACGAGAGGGGCUCUUGCGGCUUAAACAACAAGCUUAUUGGCUCAUUUUAUUGAAAGGCAGGGCUCUCCUAACAAACCGACGCUGUGUUUAGGGGUACUAGCCUUCCCCAUUCACAUUUAAAACAUUGAUCUGUCUCCUCCUUGAUACCAUUUGCUGUAGAGUGUCUGUCAGGCUGCCACAUUGGUUCUAACCUUCAGUGACAGUUUCCAGUUUGUUCUUACAAAAUUGUCCCACUCAUUGGAAGUCAAAAUCUUCACUUCAGCUUCUGAAGGUCUAGCCAGUGGCAGAGCUUGUUUGGCUCCAUCUGAGAUACCACAGAGAAAAAAAAUCCUGAUUGCCUUAAGAUUUUAACCCUGUUGUUUCCAACAAAAACCUAAUUAAGAUUAUUCUAAACAUACAGCAAAGCCCAAUGAUUAGAUAAAAUAAAUUGAACAAGAAAUUAUAGACACACACUUUGUCACAGAAAUCAUUAGGCCUUCUCUAAAAGCCCAGAAGCCACUAAGGGUUUCAAGCUGGUGUAUGUAGUAGAGCCCCGGAGAGUUAGUUUUUCCUGGAUAUUAUAGUUUACUAAUGCAGCGUAGAUUAAAGAUGAUCUCACAAGUUCUUUAAUGUCCGACUGAAGAGAGUGAGCAGCAUAUUAUUUUGGCGGCCGUUGCUUCAUCUUUCAGUCCUGUGUUCACUCCUCUUUAUUUUAGAUGAGCACCUGUAGUGAAGCAAAUCAAAGGAAUACUCCAGUGUUUUCAUCCUUAUCUUCUGUACAGUCAUGUGCAACGCAAUUUUGAACCUUAAUUUUCAAAUGACAUGAUUUUAUUUUCUAAAUUAAUAUAAGUUGAACCUUCUCUACAGAGAACAAUAUCUUCUCUCUGUAGAGAACAAUAUUGUAUGGUUCUCUAUAACCUCUGUAUCUGUUCUCUGUAUUCUCUACAGAGAACAACGAUUCUAAACAGAAUCAUUUCCUUUACUAAAGAACCCUUGAAGAAGUUUCACCAUGUAAAGCCAGCCUUAGGAUGAAACAGACUUACCAAAGCUGUUGUUUCGCUCUGCCUAUGUGAACCAAACACACUGACUGAGCCAUCAGUGUAUUUAGGGCUUUAUUUUGUUUAGAUUUUUUUUUUUAUACACACACUUUUUACACAGUUACUGAUGCUUCAUCAGGCACUGAAAGGGCUGAAGGAAUUAACCUGAACAGGUACUGACCAAAUAACACUACACUGUAAAAAGAUUUAUUAUAUUAACUGCUAACUUAUUAAUAGAAGUUCACUAAAAUCACAAUUUUAAGGCAGCCAGGUUUCUGCCAGGUGCAUUUUGAGUUAACCUUUUUUGUUUGUUUGUUUGUUUUUUACAGUGUACAAAUUCUGCAAGGCUUUGUUCAGUGAGUGAGAGAUUAUUACCAGCAUUAAACAUUUACGGAUCUGUGGAAUGAGAUUGUUUAUCACUUGCUUUACACUUCUGGAGUCAGUUGUGUGCCAGAAGAUUUUGACAAACCACAAAAUAAAGCCUACAAACCAAAUAUAAAGCAUGAAAAGCUACAAUUUAUGUAAAAGUCGGGAUGCUGUGCACAAUGUAAAUAAAAAUAGAAUGCAAUGAUAUGCAAAUGAUAUACACCAUAUUUUAAAGGAAAAUACU